CACACUUUGGUCGAAUUACUGAACAAAACUGAAGAAUACUCCUACAAAAAGAAAUCUGAUGCUGUGCAGUUGUUAGUGAAUCAGCUAAAAAGAAGAAGUUUCAAACAGGUUUGGGAGGACAACUUUACAUACCAGCAUGAACAAAUAAUGAUACAAACUAUACGUAGUCUGAAAGAAACAAGAGAGAAAUUCAUUGAAGAGGUUGUCAGUUUGCUGGGUCAGUGUGCCCAGGACGCAAAAUCACAGUGGGAUGAAAACAAAGCAAGUGUGCAUAAUCUGAGGAUAUUUAAUCCCUACUACAGUGGAAGACAUCCCUGUUAUAAGCUGAAGUUGUUUAACAUGGCUUUUGGAAAAAUUGAAGACCUGGACUUCUGUAAUUUUCUGGCUGAUACUAGGAAAGUCGUGGAGAACUACAAGGACAACGCUUUGAAACUCCUGGAUACAAAAGUACAAGAACUGGUAGAUGCACAUGAGAUUGAUCCUGAAGUGAAAAAUGAGAUUAAAGCCUACGUCCUGAAGUCAGCUCAGUAUGAAUUAAAUGAUGCUAUAGAAUGGUACAUGGGUAAAAUCCGAAUGCCAUUUGCUGAGAAGAAAUUGACAGAAAUUGUGAAUCGAUGCUUCAAGGACUGCUUCAGAACAAAGCUGCUGAAGAAUGCCUUUGCCUGCACCACAGUUGAAGAAGCGAAGAAGCUGGUAACAGAAAAACUGGAAAGUACUGUCAUGGCAGCUAGCGACUACCUAAGGACUGACCUGGAAAGAGAUCUUCACAAAAAAAGGUAUAUGAGUGCAACCAGUCACAGAUGUUAUAUACUGUGGAUCUAAUGUGUUUUGUAUGAAUCAAAUUAUUGUGGGCACAGGACACCUUGUUGCAGGCAGGCACUGGAUGAAUUUAUUCAACUGCAGGUGGGAACAGGUGGUUAGAUAAUGGAACUUCUAUACUAUCUAUGUUAGUACUGAGAACACACUCUUCAUUUGGAAAGGACGUACUGAUCACACAAAACUAGGAAACAACUUCCUCAAUCGAUGAUUAACAGACCAUAAACUUCUACUGUGACACAAGCCUUUUUUAGUAUGGUGAGAAUGUGCAAGGCAGAAUCCAGCACAGAAGACUUCAUGAAUAGUAUUCAUUUCCUCUACAAGGCACAGUCAGUGACAACGUUUGUAUUCUUGGUAACCUGAAUAAACUAAUUGAAAAAUGUGCUUUUGUUACAACUAAGCAGCUGCUUGGUGAAGUUCAGACUGAAAUAUAGCCGUUUUUCACAUUGCUGUUCUGUAAAGGUUGUAGACAUUCAA
Messenger RNA from Lepisosteus oculatus (spotted gar), 1293 nucleotides. The record is from RefSeq and is a predicted model, not a curated record. NCBI's taxonomy places the organism in Eukaryota, Metazoa, Chordata, Actinopteri, Semionotiformes, Lepisosteidae.